This is a messenger RNA of Rotaria sp. Silwood2, 1497 nucleotides long. The record is from the annotation of a GenBank genome assembly. NCBI's taxonomy places the organism in Eukaryota, Metazoa, Rotifera, Eurotatoria, Philodinida, Philodinidae.
AUGUCAACAACAUCGAACAUUCCAAUGAAUUAUUUGGAAGUACCAAAUAAAAAAACAAAAGAUAAUUCUGAUAUCCCACGUCGUACUUCUUCAUUUAUUCAAAAAUCUAAUCCAACAUGUAAACGUAUACCUUCAAAUUUAAGUCUUCCAUGUGUAAAUCAUGGUAUUCUUAAAUCAUCAAAUUCUUCAUGUCGACCUCUAUCAAUAUCAUCGCGUUCAAGUGUUUAUUAUACACCUAUGAUAAAUGAAGAUGAUGAUAAAACAGAACUUAUUCCAUCAAUUGUUGUUCCAACAACAGAAUCAUCACCUUUAAUAGACAAUAUUGAAUUAAAACAUAAUCCUAUAGAUAAUGAUCGAUUACAUGAUAUUCAUAAAGAGAAUGAUCAUAUUUUCAAUACACAAAGACAAUAUGGAUUAGGUGCAUUAUUAAGACAAUCGUAUUGGUCAAAUCAUCCAUUUACACUUAAAGGAAGCAAUGCCGAAAAUAUAGAUGCUUACAAAAUCCUCAGCAUACUUUAUGGUUUGGUCAUUUUUAUUGGUGGUGUGGCUUUUUCAAUAUCACAUGCUAUUAUACCAACAGAACAAGUUGGAAAUAUUCGACAUUUAGCUGAGAUUUAUUUUACAUAUCUUUAUUGGGUAUCAAUAAGUUGGAUAAUAUUUUGUAUAGUCGAUAUAGUUCGUCAUCAACAUAAAUUUGAUUUAAAUUCAAAAGCAAUCAAUAGAUUAGAUUUAAAUCAUAAACCAGCACGUAAUCCUAGUUCACGUUUAGUAGAUAAUAAACGUCGAGCAGUAAUAUCAAAUGAACAAAUAUCUCAAUUACCACCAGCACCAUCAUUUAAUUUACAAUUAUUUGAUGAGUCGGAUGAAUUUCAAUCGGAAGAUAAUGAUGAUGAAAAUAAUAAUGAACAAAAUGAAAUGAGUUCAUUUAAACCAACUCACGAUAAUGAUAAUGAUGAUGAAGAUGAUGAUGAUAAUGAUAAUAAAAGUUUACGUCCUACUAAUAAAAAAUCACAAUCAUUAGAUGAUGUAUCAGCAAUAUCAUCAAGUGCUUUAAGAAAACGUUAUGAUAGAACACGAAGUGUUCUAACUAGACGUCUUGCAUUAGAUCCUGGUGGUGUACAUAAUUUAAGGACUUAUGUACGUCAUCGAAAAGAUAGUAUUGUACAACGUGUUAUGGGUUAUAAUUAUGAUGAUCAUUCGACAGCUGGUGGUCUUUAUAUUCGUGUUGGAAUCGGAAUUUUUUGUCUUGGAACUGUUAUACAUUCAGGUUUAUCAAUAUUAAGUAAUCUUGAAAAUCGUUCUUGUUCAAGAUGGACAGCUCUUAUGGAUGAUUGUUCAAGAUUACUAUUUAGUUUUAUUCAAUUCUUCUUUAUUUUUAAACAUUCAAAUUUAAUCAUUCGAGCACAUGAAGGUCUCGCUCGAAUAGCUGUUAUGCAUAUUGUUGUUACUAAUUUAUGUGUAUGUAUUCUAAAAGUCAUGUAUUUUACAAGAAUUUAG